Salvia miltiorrhiza (redroot sage) is the source of this 1372-nucleotide messenger RNA. RefSeq names its product transcription factor SPEECHLESS-like. The record is from RefSeq and is a predicted model, not a curated record. Bases 208 to 1131 code for a protein of 307 amino acids. The transcript has 3 exons. Gene Ontology annotation, molecular function: DNA-binding transcription factor activity; protein dimerization activity. Gene Ontology annotation, cellular component: nucleus. Gene Ontology annotation, biological process: positive regulation of DNA-templated transcription; stomatal complex development; guard cell differentiation. NCBI's taxonomy places the organism in Eukaryota, Viridiplantae, Streptophyta, Magnoliopsida, Lamiales, Lamiaceae.
AUCUGAAUUCUGAAUGAUGGCGAUAGUUUAGUCCCUUUCGCCGCUCAAAACAAUUUUUCUGGGUCCAUUCCAAUUAAUUAUGCUCUAGUUUUUCCUUGCCCUUUUCUUCUUCAUAUAUCCACACUAAGCCAAACAAACUUUCCUUCAAAUCAUUUGACCUUAGCUUCUGCUUUUCUCACUAGCUUCUUUUUUUAGGGUUUAUCUGAAAUGGGCACUCAAAAUUUGUCCGACUUUUUCAAAGAAUCCGAGAUGACCGAUGAUAUUUUCAGCAUUCUCGAAGCUUUCGAAAAUGCUUCCGAUUGCAAUAGUCCGCAGAUGAUGCGGUUGGAAUUAUCUAACGAUGAAAGCUUUGAGUUCCAAAAAUCACCUUUUCUAGAAUCUGAGAUUGACGCCGCCGCCGAAGCUGCUUCUCCCAAAUGCAAGAGGCAGAAGCUGAGCGCAGCCGCUGCCGCCGUGGAAGAUGGGCAGCCACGAAUGUUGUCUCACAUUUCAGUAGAGAGGAAUCGAAGAAAGCAAAUGAAUGAGCAUAUCUCCGUGCUUCGUUCUUUGAUGCCUUGCUUUUAUGUUAAAAGAGGUGACCAAGCAUCCAUAAUAGGAGGAGUUGUGAACUACAUCAAAGAGCUGCAACAAAUUCUGCAGUCAAUGGAAGCCAAGAAGCAAAGGAAAGCCUACACCGAUGUUCUGAGCCCUCGGCCCGGACCUCUCAGCCCGAUGAGGCCCGCAUUGAGCCCAAUCCUAAGCCCGAGGACCCCCCAACCGAGCAGCCCGUACAAGCCGAGGCUGGGCUUCCUCAAUUCGCCUUCCCUCCCGAGCCCGGCCGAGCUCUCCCCGUGCAAUUCUUCGACCAACGACAGUGUGAAUGAGCUCGUGGCCACUUCAAGAUCGGCUGUGGCUGAAGUGGAGGUCAAAUUCUGUGGCCCGAAUCUACUGCUGAAGACGGUGUCGCACUCAAUCCCGGGCCAGGUUGUGAAGAUUGUCUCGGCCCUCGAAGACCUUGCACUCCAGAUCCUCCAAGUCAAUGUCAACAAGCUUGAUGAGAAGAUGCUCCAUUGUUUCACCAUUAAGAUCGGAAUCGAGUGUCAACUUAGUGCACAAGAAUUAGCUGAGCAUAUUCAACAGACAUUCUGCUAAUAACCUUUGCUUCUACCUUGAUAACCCUAGCUAGCUAGCUAACUCUCUCAGUUUCUGUCUCGCGCGCCUUUAUGGAUGGAAAAUGAGACAAUAAAGAUGGGGAAAUGAUUAUUAACCACCAUCGCACUCUAAUUAUGUCCAUUAUUUAUUAGAGAUUACUUGUAAUUGUUGUCACUUUAGUGCUUAAUUUGAAUCUUGAUAAGCACUUUUGCUUGAGUUAUAGUAUAUGGUUUCUUUGUAA